AUGUCUACUCAAUCGAGCGAGAGGAACAACAUGGAUUCGAAGCAGGAGUUCAAGUUAUUCCCGAAUCUUCCUAUGGAGCUCAGAAAGAUGAUUUGGCACUUUACAUUGGAACCCCGUCUCGUCAGUGUAUCUUGUGGUUCUUUUUGUCAUGAAAAUAUCUCGCGGCCUUCUUCGUGCAAAGGCUUCUUCACCAACACUCCUCCUCCACCGGCUCUAUCUGUCUGUCAGGACUCACGUGAAGCUAUCAUGGGCAGUUACCCUCUCCGUUUUGGAGGCGCAUUUACCUCACCAAAAAUCCGCUUCAAUUCUGAUAUCGAUACUCUCUUCUUGGACGACGACAUGGAUCCUCAUUACGCUCUUUUCUUCAAUUCGUUGAGAAUCAAGGAUUUAACAUGUCUCAAACGAUUGGCAGUUUCCGAUAUUGCUGAGAGCUAUGUACAGCCGUGGCGGAUCGAAUCUGUCCCAGGUGGGUAUGUUAUUAAAAGAUACGGCAUCCUUGAUGUCGUCGUCCCCCAAAUGAAGAAUCUCGAGGAGAUAUACAACGUGCAAAUUCCGACAAAUGAGAUGGAGGACGACGUUCCAAGUGGACAAGGUCCAAUGCAGCUUUUCGACAAGCUACCAAAAGGUCUAUUAGAGAAGGGUUAUGGAUAUGAUUAUGUUAGCGAUUCUCUUGUCGAGGACCCGCCAAGAGGCCUGUUUGAUUUAGCCGGUGUAAAGGUUAUCGAAGUUUGGGGUUGGUGCCCAACAAAAGAAUGGCUGAAACAUGGAUAUGUGAAGGAUAUUUGA
Molecule: messenger RNA, 786 nt
Organism: Hymenoscyphus albidus
Lineage: Eukaryota; Fungi; Ascomycota; Leotiomycetes; Helotiales; Helotiaceae
Source: the annotation of a GenBank genome assembly